CCUCCCCUAUCCCGCCUCCUCCUCUCCCGCAAAGACUCUCCAGCAAAUACUUUCACUUUCAGUACGAGAGCCUAUCCUCUUCCCCGCAGACGCCAGAGAAAGCUGCUGUUAGUCUCCCCGCCCGCCCUCAGAGAACUCUGAACAAGAAAUUCCAGCCAGCAGAGUCUGCCGGGCUGCUCAGCUAAAGGAGCAGGACAUUCAAGCUGCAAACGCUGCAUUGAGAGGCCACGAAGGUGCUAAGUGAGGGCUCCUGUCUCAGGCUGGGACCGUGGGACCCACAGAGACUCUGCAUCAUGAACACUCUGUCUGAAGCAAACGGCACCUUUGCCAUUCAUGUUUUAAAGCUCCUUUGUCAAAACAACCCUUCGAAGAAUGUAUGUUACUCUCCUGUGAGCAUCUCCUCUGCUCUAGCUAUGGUCCUCUUGGGGGCGAAGGGAGACACUGCAGUCCAGAUGUCUCAGGCACUUGGUUUAAACACAAAGGAAGACAUUCAUCAAGGCUUCCAGGAGCUUCUCGGUAACCUGAACGAGCCCAGCAGAAAGUACUCGCUUAGAACGGCCAAUAGGCUCUUUGCAGAGAGUACCUGUAAAAUCCUUCCAACCUUUAAGGAGUCCUGUCUUCAGUUCUACCACUCGGAGCUGGAGCAGCUGUCCUUUGCCAAAGCUCCAGAGGAGUCCAGGAAGCACAUAAACACGUGGGUCUCCAAACAGACUGAAGGGAAAAUUCCAGAGUUGCUGUCAGGAGACUCAGUUAAUUCAGAGACCAGGCUGGUUCUUGUCAACGCAUUAUACUUCAAAGGAAAGUGGCAUCAACAGUUUAACAAAGAAGACACAAGGGAAAUGCCCUUUAAAAUUAACAAGAAGGAGAAAAGACCAGUGCAGAUGAUGUGUCAGGAAGACACAUUUAACCUCGCCCACGUGAAUGAAGUACAGGCACAGAUGCUGGAGAUGCCCUAUGAGGGCAUGGAGCUGAGCUUGUUGGUCCUGCUCCCGGAUGAUGGUGUGGACCUCAGCCAGGUGGAAAACAGUCUCACUUUUGAGAAGUUAACGGCCUGGACCAAACCAGACUUUAUGAGGAGCACUAAUGUUGAGGUUUUCCUCCCAAAAUUUAAACUGCAAGAGGAUUAUGACAUGGAGUCUGUGUUUCAGCACCUGGGAAUGGUGGAUGUCUUCCAAGGCGGCAAGGCUGAUUUAUCAGGAAUGUCUCCAGAGAGAGAUCUGUGUGUGUCCAAGUGUGUUCACAAGAGUGUUGUGGAGGUCAAUGAAGAAGGCACCGAGGCUGCAGCAGCUUCUUCAGUCAUGAUUGUAGCUUGUUGCGCCUCCAUUCCUGAAACCUUCUGUGCAGACCGCCCCUUCCUUUUCUUCAUCAGGCACAACAAAACCAACAGCCUCCUGUUCUGCGGCAGGUUCUCCUCUCCAUAAAGGCACAGUUACCAUAUGGGGAGCAAUUAUCUCUUCAGCAUCUCCACCACUCCUACAGCUCUGUGAGGAUAAAGUAUGGGGGACACCAAGUUCCAAGAUGACGGCAUCUUCCUCUCCUGACUUUCAUCUCUGCCCUUUGCGGAGUCACAGGACUAUAGAGUGCUUUGGGUUUUGUUGUGGAAACAACAAAGAAGGCAAACUAAUCCCACAAGAUAGCCUAUAAAGUUCUCUAAGGUGACCCUAAACAAACGCCCCUAAUUCCUGCAAGACAAGCCAUCCCAGCUAUAUACGCUGUGCUUUCCUGGCUCCUCACCUCUUGCCAUCACUUGCCUUAACCUGCUUGCAUCCUAGUAAAUGCUUCUGUGGCUGAUGACGGCUACUGCAAUUUUCCUAGUGAGUGGUCCUUAAUGCACAUUUUAACUUUAAUUUGCUUUGCUGUUCGCUGCUCACCAGGUAUGUUCCCACCACUGUGUUAGGCUUGGGGAUGUGUGCAGACAGUGUGGUCCUCUAAUCGAUAACCUUGAAUAUCUGCUUUCAACUUAUCUAGCUUUCAGGACAUGUUCCCUUGCAGAAGUCAUGCUUCUGUAGACUAUUUAUUGUCUUUCUCCAUCACUAUCUAUUAUAGUUAAAUUCUAUGAAGUCCUUAAAUGCUAUUUCAAAAUAAAUUUAUUUUUUCACCAACCAUGUAUGCAUUUUGAACAUUAAUUGGACCACUUAGAGUUUUUGUUUUAUCUGUUCACUUUCUGCAUCUUAGAAAACCUCACAGCUAGAAGCAAUGGUCACUAAGGGCCAGGAUUAUAUCUUACUGUGCUGUAUAGCCACUUACAGGCAGUUAUAAGUGAUUUCACUGUGUGUAAUAAUGCCAUGUGGGACUGGAGAGGUGGCUCAGGUGUUUUGGCUUCCUGUAUACAUACAGUGCAUGUAUCCUCACUCAGACUCCUGGAUCCUGUAUACAUAUAGUGCAGAAUCCUGGUAUGUAUAUGUAUACAUAUAGUGCAUGUAUCCUCACUUAGACUCAUACACAGACAAGUGUAUUUAAAAAUAAAGAAAAAUUUUAAACAA
Arvicola amphibius (Eurasian water vole) is the source of this 2483-nucleotide messenger RNA. Its product is annotated as serpin B9-like. Gene Ontology annotation, biological process: negative regulation of endopeptidase activity. Bases 294 to 1421 code for a protein of 375 amino acids. Lineage: Eukaryota; Metazoa; Chordata; Mammalia; Rodentia; Cricetidae. The transcript is spliced from 7 exons. Gene Ontology annotation, molecular function: serine-type endopeptidase inhibitor activity. The record is from RefSeq and is a predicted model, not a curated record. Gene Ontology annotation, cellular component: cytoplasm.